AUGCGAACCAUUCACACGAUACCGCGGUUACUCGAUCCCGGGCUGAGUCCAAUCAUCCUAAUCCUGGCCAACCCUGCGUGUCAUAUUACCGUCGAUGUUGACAGGGGCAGGGGAAGACAUAUCCCACCCCCCUGUCAGUCUCGGCCCUGCCAAGCAUUCCCCUUCAAGAGACGAACAUCUGCAUCACAAGGCAGACUUAGCAUCAUGGCAUCGGAAGGGGGGGGCUACAAGCCAAUACACAUGGAACGAGGUCGGGAGGGUUUGGGGCUGACGUGUGUCCCUCGAUAG
Molecule: messenger RNA, 288 nt
Organism: Colletotrichum higginsianum IMI 349063
Lineage: Eukaryota; Fungi; Ascomycota; Sordariomycetes; Glomerellales; Glomerellaceae
Exons: 3
Coding region: 1-288 (95 amino acids)
Source: RefSeq, a predicted model, not a curated record